Lampris incognitus (smalleye Pacific opah) is the source of this 5121-nucleotide messenger RNA. Its product is annotated as eukaryotic translation initiation factor 4E type 3-like. Gene Ontology annotation, biological process: translational initiation. Gene Ontology annotation, cellular component: eukaryotic translation initiation factor 4F complex. Gene Ontology annotation, molecular function: RNA 7-methylguanosine cap binding; translation initiation factor activity. Lineage: Eukaryota; Metazoa; Chordata; Actinopteri; Lampriformes; Lampridae. The transcript is spliced from 7 exons. The record is from RefSeq and is a predicted model, not a curated record. The coding region runs from base 80 to 730 and encodes 216 amino acids.
GAGAGAGAGCGUCCGUUCAUAGAUCUGAUUGUUAAACUAAGGCAGUUGUCGUGGUUUUCACUUGUAAGAAAGAAAAAAAAUGGCAGUCCCGGCUGUCACAGCACUGCAUUUGAGCGCAUCAAGCUCACCUCUGCUAAACCCUCAAGAUCACAACAUUCACAUUGAGGGAAAAGAUUUGGGAGAAACCGACAUCCUUCCUCUUCAUUCUCCCUGGACUUUUUGGCUUGAUAGAUCUCUGCCAGGAACAACAGCUGCGGAAUGUGAGUCAAACCUGAAGAAAAUCUACACCGUGGAGACAGUCCAGAACUUUUGGAGAGUUUACAACAACAUACCUGGCGUGUCCAGCUUGCCACUGAGAUGCAGCUAUCAUCUCAUGAGAGGAGAGCGAAGACCCCUCUGGGAAGAGGAAAGCAAUGCAAAGGGUGGCGUUUGGAAAAUGAAAGUACCAAAAGAAUGCACUUCUGCUGUAUGGAAGGAGCUGCUGCUGGCUACUAUUGGAGAACAGUUCAGUGACUACUGUGCUUCAGAAGAUGAAGUGGUCGGAGUCAGUGUCAGUGUGAGAGACAGAGAGGACAUCUUUCAGGUCUGGAACGGAAAUGCUUCUUGCGCCAAUGAGGCGAACAUAUUAGGAAGAAUCUAUGAGCUCCUCCCACAAAUAUCUUUUAAAGCAGUGUUUUACAAGCCACAUGAGGAGCACCACGCCUUCGAAGGAGGCCGCUCAAGACACUAGCACAUUUAGCACCCUGACGGUUUGUUUGCUUCAGCAAACUCCAGCUUUGUUGUUUUUUGUGUGUUUCAGACCAUAACAUUUGGGCAAUCGUUGAGGCAGUAAAAAUUGGCGAAGGAUCAGUGUUGCUAAUGUAAUAGACAAAAUGGGACAGAAGAAUAAAUACUUUUAAGUAUUACAGUAUGCUAUUCAGAAUUGAUUACACUGGCCUUUAUACAUUAACUCAAAAAAUUACUAUUUUAUUAUGCUCAACAAUGGAUAAAAUGCUGUCUUAGGAGUUUCUGUAAUACAUAAAUAUGUCAUUCAAAGUGCUUUUAUUUUGGCAUCAAGCAUAUAUACCAAUCAGCUAAAACAUUAAAACCACCGACAAGUGAAGUGAAUACAGUGCCACCUGUCAAGGGGUGGGAUAUUUUAGGCAGCAAGUGAACAGUCAGUUCUUGAAGUUGAUGUGCUGGAAGCAGGAAAAAUGGGCAAGCGUAAGGAUCAGAGCAACUUUGAUAAGAGCCAAAUUGUGAUGGAUAGACAACUGGGUCAGAGCAUGUCCAAAAUGGCAGGUCUUGUUGGGUGUUCCCAGUAUGCAGUGAUCAGUACCUACCAAAAGUUGUCCAAGGAAGGACAACCGGUGAACUGGCGACAGAGUCACGGCCGCCCAAGGCUCAUUGAUGCACAUGGGGAGCGAACUCUAGCCCAUCUGGUCCAAUCCCGUAGAAGAACUACUGUAGCUCAAAUUGCUGAAAAAGUUAAUGCUGGCUAUGAUAGACAGGUGUCAGAACUCACAGUCCAUCGCAGCUUGCUGUGUAUGGGGCUGUGUAGCUGCAGACCAAUCAGAGUGACCAUGAUGACCCCUGUCCACCACCGAAAGUACUUACAAUGGGCACGUGAGUGUUGGAACUGGACCAUAGAGCAAUGGAAGAAGGUGGCCUGGUCUGAUGAAUCAUGUUUUCUUUUAUAUCAUGUGGACGGCUGGGUGCAUGUGCGUUGUUUACCUGGGGAAGAGAUGGCACCAUGCACUAUGGGAAGAAGGCAAGCUGGUAGAGGCAGUGUGAAGCUCUGGGAAACCUUGGGUCCUUUUUUUUAAUGUAUAUCCGUUUUAUUAACAUAUAACAAAACUGCAACUCUGCAGUUAGCUUAUAUGAUUUCAACUAAAGUGGGGGGGGGGAUCAGGUUCCAUUAUCCAAACUGUUUAUCCUGCUCUUAGAGUCACGGGGAUGCUGGAGCCUAUCCCAGCAGUCACUGGGCAGCAGGUGGGGAGACACCCUGGACAGGCCACCAGGCUAUCAGGUUGCCAAAGAAAAUUCAAUAUAAGAGAACAGAAGGUAGCAAUUCUUCUUGCCUCCCUUGUCCUUGUCCUCCUCCCACCCUACACAUCUCGCUCUUGUGCUUUUCAUAUCUCUCUGCCAUAAUCACACCUUCCUCAAGGGUGUCCUGUCUGGAUCUCUCCAGAAUGGAAGUCAGUUCUGAUGCUAUCCUUGAGUUCUCACUGGUUACCAAUGUAAGAGCUGCUCCUGACUUGUCCUGCUUGACCCGUGCGGCCCACGCGGUGUACAUAUUCCACAAUGUGUCAAGGGAAGUCAUGAUUGAAGAUGUGUGUGAUGUCACAGAGAUCCAGGCCCCAAAAGUCUGUAGCCACAAGGAUAUGCGCACGACCCUCUUUGAAGUCCCUCAGGGCCUCCUCAUGGUCACACUGCUCAUGGCUGCCAUGAAGACACUGCACCACUAUACCUUGCAGGCAAAGGCCACUACUGGCCAAGUCAUCAGCCACAGAUUUCCUGCCAACAAAGAUGAGUACUUUAUCCUGGGGCAACUUGUUGCAGAUGAAGUCAAAGACAUGUAACUUUUUCUCUUCUUCCUUGACUACCCGCAUGACCUGUUGCACUGUGUCUACUAUUGCUAAAUCCAGGGUGCCCACAUACACGAUCAUAGGAUUGCUUGGGUAGGAUUUUGCCAAUCUCCUCGCACCAGUUGGCUAGGUAGCACUGGUCAUGACAGUAUGUCUGUCUGGGCGAAUGUCCAGCAGAAUCUUCAUAAUCUCUGGCUCAAAGCCCAUGUCCAGCAUGCGGUCUGCCUCAUCCAACACCAAAUAGGUGAUGGAGCAUAGGUUGAUGAGCUCAUUCAUCUGCAGAUCAUUUAGUCGUCCUGGCGUUGCAAUCACAAUGUCCAACCCGGCCCUCACUGCUUCAACUUGACUUUUCUUGUCACCACCGCCAUAGAUACAGACAAUUUGUGGACAUGAAAAAGUCAUGCUUCUGCCAUGAAUGGUCAUGCGCCUCUGGCACUUCUCAUUUUUUCAGAAACCUUGGGUCCUGGCAUUCAUGUGGAUAUUACUUUUUUUUAAUAAUUUUAUUUCUGAUUUUUCCCUUUUUUCUCCCAAAUUAGUGGCCAAUCGAUCCCUAUUUUAAUUCAAACACCCACCCUCGUACUGCAUGCAUUCGCCAACUGCAUCUCUCCGGCCGGCAGUCUCGAAGGAGACCGCCUCCCCACUUUCGUGACAAGGCGACUCCAGGCCGAACCACUGUUUUUUCCGACACACACAGAGACGCAUUCACGUGACGAACACAAGCCGACUCCGCCCCCCUCCUGAAGACAGCGUUGCCAAUGAUUGCUGCUUCAUCGACUCCGGCCAUAGUCGGAUCUGACGAGACCGGGGCGCGAACCCCAGUGGGCAACUGCAUCGACACAAAGCCGAUGCUUAGACCGCUAUGUAGAUGUUACUUUGACAUGUACUAGCUACCUAAACAUCAUUGCAGACCAAGUACACCCCUUCAUGGCAACGGUAUUCCCUGAUCGCAGUGGCCUCGGGGUUUUAAUGUUUUGGCUGAUCGGCAUAGGUUUCAUUUAUGGCUAUGGCUUUGUUUCCAUGUUGUUGUGUUUUAUACCAUGAAACGUUGCAGUACCUUAAGUGGAAUAUAGCAGAUUAUGUACAGUCAGGUUUUGUAGAUAUACAGUACCAUAUUUUGUGCAGUCUCAAGAGCAAAGAAGAAAACAGGUCUUUUAACUAGUUUUUAUUUUUGAUCAGAGAAAAGUUCCAGCAAGCAAAACUUUAUUUCUCAAUGCAAUAUUACACUUUCAAAUCAGUUCUUCUCUCUGUUUUAUAUGUUAAAGCUGUUUGUACCUGGAAGAAUAUACACUAGUAACACUGGCAAGAAAAUAUUGCACAGUCUUGUACUCAGUUUUAUUAUUAAGGAUAUGAAUGUAGUUUAACUAAUCUAGAAACAAUGACGUUAUUUCACUACUAAUUUACAGCUGUGAAGAAAUAUAUGCAAUAAGUUUGUAUUCGGUGGAUUUUUAAACUUUUUUUUGUGGUUUUGGUCUGGGUUUUUUUCCCCCCAUAUUCAUACUGUUUGUCCCAGAUCAAGCAUCAUGUUCUUCAUAUUGUGUAAGGUAUCAACCGUCCCUCCAGGAAUAUGUGAAGUUUCUAUGUGCUUUUUAAGACCAAAAAAUACCAUUUGAUGGCAGUUUUUUUCUGAUGGAGUCAAUGGCACUUUACUGUUUGGAGUACUGUUCUUGUUAAAGUGAGAGACUUGGUGAAAGCUGUAAAAGCACAAAGUUACCAUAUGUCGCUUCUUAUUUGACUUGAUUGUGGUGAAGUUGUAAUAAUUUUAGCAUUGUUUUGCAACAGUUGGUCUAAAAUUCAUGCUGUUUUUUUUGUUUUUAUUUUUUUAACUAGCAUUCAUGAAUCACAGAUUUCUGGAGGGACUGGUUAGGGCCCCUUUUGGUCUGUCUUGCAUAAAUUUCUAUGUUAAAGAACUGUGAGCAGGGUCAUCACCCACAUUUUACCUCUAAAAAAGAGGAAAGUUAUCAGUUUGAUUUACAUUUCCAUCCUGAGAGGCUGUUGUUAAUGAAAAUAUAUCCGGGGUCCGUGGGUGAACCCCACAGAACAGCCCAAAUGUCUUCAACUAUUACUAAUGUUGUAUGAACGUUUUGGAAAGCUGUUGGCUUCAAGCCUGAAGUAUUGUGUGUCAAAGGCCCCGUUUAUACCUGGCGUUAACAUGCGUCUUGGCUGAUCCGAUCACAAGUGGACAGCUGUAAGAAAAGACACAUGCACAGGAGAGUAAGUCAGUUUGUAAGCGUGAACCUCGCCAAACCCGUUCACGUUGCUUUGUCCAGUUCCAGUACUGAUCUCUGUUGUAAAGGAAAUAACACUGAAGCACAAAAUUAUGAGUAAUAAGCCAAACUGUUCCACCCCACCCCACACACACACAAGCACACACACAGAUAGAGUUCCAGUUAAGAUCUCAAGACCCGGCAACUGAUGUUUAUCUUGAAAUGGUGCCUUUCAUUUACCAGCAGUUGAGAAUGUCAUGUUUACCCUCGGCCACCUUGCUGAAGUUGUAUCCAACAAUGUACUUUAUGUAUUCGUUUUAACAGAUGUUAGAAAAUAAAGUCUUUCUAAG